This is a messenger RNA of Kogia breviceps (pygmy sperm whale), 1820 nucleotides long. NCBI's taxonomy places the organism in Eukaryota, Metazoa, Chordata, Mammalia, Artiodactyla, Physeteridae. The record is from RefSeq and is a predicted model, not a curated record.
AUGGGAGGACAUUCGAGGAGGUGGUGCGGCCCGAGUCCCGAGGACUUCAGUGCCCACGGCUUGUGACAUGAAAACCAGGCCCUUGCUCACCCCUCACCAGCACCAGCCCCACGCCCCUGGCCACUCCGACCCAUACGCUUCGCUCUCCUUUGCCUCGAGUCUUCGGGCAGGGCCACCACACCUUGCCCGCCGGGACCCACUUAGGAGGGAAGGACCUAGAAAUUCCCCAGCCCUGGAAUUUCAGGUCUGGGACCGGCACGGAGACGAACCUGGGCACGCUCGUGCCUUCACGCCCAGUCUCGAUAUUUUAUUAACAAAAAUCAAACCCAAAACGCCUUGAAAUUUUAAUGAGACCUCCUUCCCGGAGAAUCUCCUCAGAGGCAGUAAAAUUCUGGAGCUGGGGGCCGGAGGUUGGGGGAAGAAAGAGUUCCCCGACGUGUGACAUGGAGCUGAGUCACCCCCGGCGCCGGGUUAGUGAGGAGAGGGUGCCAGUGUGUGCUGCAGGUCCAGACCAGGCGCGACCCCGCUCGGGGAAACAGACGCCCCAUCCUCGCUCCGCGCCCCCGGCUCUCCCGCUGUCUCUUGAACUGCCGCGGGAUCCUCCGCCGGCCCGCUGCCGCCGAAGCCCGAGCGGAGCGCGGCGUGUCCGCCAGGCGGCGAUGCGGAGUCCAGCGGAGCGGGCAAGAGACCCGGAACCCCGGCCAGCACGCGGGACGCCGGCUGGGUGGUCAGCCGGAGACCCCACGCCUCCACCUUUGCACGGUUUUCGAAGUGGUGUCCCGGAGCUCCCUCCUGUCUGGAGGUGGAUGGUCCAGGCUAAGAAUGGCCUUUGGUCAUCAGGCACCCAGGGUCCUCUGCCUUCCUCUGUGCCAGCCCAACCAGGAAGCUUUCAUCCUCACGUCGUCAUCUCUGAGUCCAAAAUGGCUGCUGGAGCUCAGCUACCAUCACCUCAUUCCAGACAACAGGAAGGAGGAGUGAAAAGAGGUGCCUGGAGUCGUAUACUGCAAUGAUUUAGAGUGGGAUUUGUCAAAAAGUAAUUUUUAUGCCUAUAAAGACCUUUGGUUAGGGACCUGUUCAUUUUCGCCAUGCAAACCACACACAGCACCAAGCCAGGAAGAAGGGACAGAUCGUCUUUGAAAAAAGAACAACAACGAAAAUAAAAUCUCAUGGGAUGAAAGGGAGUAGCAUUGUAAACCUACCUCCCACCCCCUUCCAUGUUAUUGGAAAAAAACUGAAUACAGCCUCCAACUCAAAAGAGAGGCAGACCAAUGAUAAAUCAACUUUGCACUAACCUUACCUUAAAUAAUUACAAGGUAACUACAGAAAGGUAAAAGAAACAAGACACAACCAAAAAGAACACAAACGUUAUCACUGAAUCAUAGCGACCCUCGAGUGAGCUCUAAUCAUACCUCCAUACAUCCACACCGGCGCUUGGGACACACCUAUGCCGGGUCCUGGGGAGUGGAGGAGGCAGGUGGGUACAGGGGGGACAGAUUCGGAAAAGGGAAGACUUAGGGAGACUCCUAAGACUGAAAGGGGUAAGGAGAAAGCAGGAACAGGGAAUCUAUGAAUGUGAACAGUUUGGUUGCCCUGUUGCUGGAAGCUUCCUCGGCCUUAGGUCUCAAAAAGGGAGAGAGAUUUCAGAGUUCUCGGCUGACUUCUUUGCAUGUCUCUCUGUGUCUCUGCCAUUUUUCUUUCACACACUUUAUAAACAACUCUCCCCCACAUCCUCCAGGGGCGAUUCCUAUGGUGUGGGAAUUCUAUACCUUCCACAUCACUAGUUCUUAAGCCUUUUGUGGGUUGAGGGAAGGAUGCAGAGA